CCUCUCUGUAAGGGCUCAGUACCAUCUGCACUGUCAGGACAUUGUAGGACAUGGCAGGACAAACACCUUUGGGUGUAUUUCUUCUACACAUUGCAUUCCUUCUCUGUGGAAUUUCCCUUUGCUUGCCCACCGCUAAAGUACCGGACUAUGAAGUCGACGGUGGACGGGACCUCGACAUUUUUGACAUCAAUGAAGAGGCCGGGUUGGAUCUGGUGGAGGGGGACAUCGUGCUCGAUGAGCGGCAGACUCGUAACUCCAUAAUAGGGGAUGAGUACAGGUGGCCAAAGAUGAUCCCUUACUACAUGGAAGAAGACUUAGGUAAGAGUGCAGAGAUCAAUGCAAAAGGUGUGAUUCUGAAGGCCUUUGAGCAGUACCGGCUCAAGACCUGCAUCGACUUCAAGCCUUGGAGCGGAGAAGCAAACUACAUUUCCAUCUUUAAAGGGAGCGGCUGUUUCUCCUCCGUGGGGAACCGGCACGUUGGGAAGCAGCCAUUGUCAAUAGGGAGCAACUGUGACCGCAUUGCCACCAUCGAACACGAGUUCCUUCAUGCUCUGGGUUUCUGGCACGAACAGUCCAGGGCAGACCGGGACGAUUAUGUUAAAAUCAUGUGGGACAGAAUCUCCGACGGUAAACAACACAACUUUAACACUUACAACGACAACACCUCCAGCUCUUUGGGCGUGCCCUAUGACUACGGAUCCAUGAUGCACUACAGUAAAGAUGCCUUCCGCAACGGCACUGAGGCCACCAUAGUCACCAAAAUCCCUGCUUUUAGUGAGGUCAUUGGCCAGCGUAUGGAGUUCAGUGACAGUGACCUGCUCAAGCUGCACCGCCUCUAUAACUGCACCCAGGGCUCCACCUUCCUGGACUCCUGUGACUUUGAACUCGAGAACAUCUGCGGCAUGGUCCAGGGACAAGAGGACAUGGCAGACUGGCUCAGGGUUACCAAAGCUGACGGGGGGCCCAGCACUGACUACUCCAACAUGGGCAAAUGCACAGGCUCCGGGUAUUUCAUGCAUUUCGACGCCGGCACAGCCAACGUUGGGGACAUCGCUGUGCUGGAGAGCAGGAUCCUUUACCCCAAAAGAGGGUACCAGUGUCUGCAGUUCUUCUACUACAACAGCGCCGGACCCAGCGCCUCACUGAAGAUCCACGUUAGAGAAUAUGACAACGCUAACCCCAAUGGAAAAGUGCGCUUCAUAAAGACCAUAGAUGGAGUCGAUGCGGCGCAGUGGCAACUGCACCACGUGAGUCUCGACGUAAAAACGAAAUUCCGUGUAGUUUUUCAGGGGACCAAAGAGGCUGCUGGGCCCCUCACAGGCGGACUGUCACUGGAUGACAUCAACCUUUCCGAGAACACCUGUCCGGAGUUCAUAUGGCGGGUGAAAAACUUCAGUCAGGUUAUGGAAAACACAGCAGCAAACACGUCAAUCUUCAGCCCCCCGUUCACCUCGAAGGAGGGUUACACCUUCCAAAUGGAGCUGUACCCCAGCGGGAAGGCAGGGUACCCCGGUGAGCUGUCGGCGUAUGCUCAUCUGGUGGCUCGGGAAGGCGACGCGGGGCAACAAUGGCCUUGCCCCUGGAAGCAAAUGACCAUGAUGCUGAUGGACCAACACCCACACAUUCAAAAGCGCAUGUCCAACCAGCGCAGCGUCACCACUGACCCCAACAUGAAGGCAACAGACUCGGACAGUUAUUUCUGGGACGACCCUCGCCUGGUGGGUGUUGAGGUCACACAUACGGAUGGGUCCAAGUAUUUCCGCGGGCCGGGCGCCGGCACUGCGGUGUAUCUCACCCACCUCCGAGCCAAGAGCAGGGAUUUUAUUAAGGGAGGAGACGCCAUCUUCCUCCUCACCAUGGAGGAUGUGUCUCACCUGACAGUGGUCCAGCCUUUACCUUCUACAACCCAGCAACCGGUCACCACUGUACCCUCUGAGGCCUGCCUCCAUGUGCAAUGUCUCAAUGAUGGAGUCUGCGUGGUGGAUGAGGGGAAGGCUGCUUGCAGGUGUGUGGUGGGUGAUGACUGGUGGUACUACGGGAACAGCUGUCAGCACAAGGGCUCCAUCAUGGAUAAAACCACCCUCGCACUUGCCUCUUCUCUGUCCGUACUUGGAGUAAUGCUGGUGAUUACAGUAGUCAGUGUUAUCUGUAUGAAGAAGAAAUAUAAGAAACGCAGUGCGGUGAGCAGUGUGGUCAUGGAAAACAUGAGCGCCACUCAAUAACCGUAGUGAGCAACCCUAAAGCAAAAAACUGAAGAAAACAAAUGAAAAAAUAAAACAACUUGUAGAAAAAG
This is a messenger RNA of Pungitius pungitius (ninespine stickleback), 2293 nucleotides long. RefSeq names its product meprin A subunit beta b (gene mep1bb). Gene Ontology annotation, molecular function: zinc ion binding; protein binding; metalloendopeptidase activity. Gene Ontology annotation, biological process: proteolysis. Lineage: Eukaryota; Metazoa; Chordata; Actinopteri; Perciformes; Gasterosteidae. Bases 51 to 2222 code for a protein of 723 amino acids. The transcript is spliced from 14 exons. Gene Ontology annotation, cellular component: membrane. The record is from RefSeq and is a predicted model, not a curated record.